Molecule: messenger RNA, 2832 nt
Organism: Acanthamoeba castellanii str. Neff
Lineage: Eukaryota; Discosea; Longamoebia; Acanthamoebidae
Product: RasGEF domain containing protein
Exons: 21
Coding region: 1-2832 (943 amino acids)
Biological process (GO): Ras protein signal transduction; positive regulation of GTPase activity
Cellular component (GO): plasma membrane
Molecular function (GO): protein binding; guanyl-nucleotide exchange factor activity
Source: RefSeq, a predicted model, not a curated record
AUGGAGGAGGACAGCGGCGAGAAGGUCAGGAAAGCGAAAAAGGAGCGACGCAAGGACAAGGACAAGGACAAGGACAAGGACAAGGACACCGGCAGUGGCGCGGGCGGUGGCGGUGAUGCCGGAGACAAGCUGAUGCCGCCGGCGGCGCCACAGCUGGGCAGCAGAGGUUCGUCGUCGACGCGGCGCGAAGAGGCGCGGGCCAACCGGGAGAAGCGGGCCAAAGAGAACAUCGAUCACACCAACAACCGGGAAGAGGGCGCGGCCAAGGUGGAGUGCGACGGUGAGUCGUCGCCCGGCGCGGCGUCGGCGUCGGCGUCGGUGAGAGAGAGCCAGCGGAUCCGCACGAAGCAGCGGAAGAACGCGGAGAAGGGGAAGGAGAGGGAGAAGGGUGGCACGGACCUGUCGACGUCGACCACGCACGUGGUGUCGCAGUCCGGCUCGUCGUCGUCGACACCGCCGGCCAUCCCGCACCUCUCGCUGUCCUUGCUCCACGGCCACCCGUCGUCGGCGCCGACGCCGCUCAGCCAGUUCGCGGCGUCGGGCGGUUCGCACGGCACGACGCACUGGCUGCGGCGGAACAAGGAGAUGAUGCUGGUCAAGUGGCGCACGUCGCUCCGCACGUUCCUGAGCGAGGUGGAGGACGAGGACGGGGUCGAGGCCGAGCAGACCAACGAGGACAUCUCCAAUCGCGUGCGCAUCUACAAGCGCGCGUCGGCCGACUACGAGGCCCAGCGCGUCGACCGCUGGUCGUGCCGCCUGUGCAGCAUCAUCAACGAGGCUCCGCGAAACACGUGUCAAGUGUGCGGCAGGCGACGGCGCAGCUCGACAGCGCGCAUGAUCGAGGAUGACGACGAUGACGACGGCGCCCCACGGCGAAACACGCUCACCAGCGGCUGCCCGGUGGCCAAGAUCGCCGAAGGAGCCGCCUGCGUCUGCAGGAAAUGGCGAACACUGACGGACGACCAUUGCCUCUGGAACACGCUCAUCGUCUCGCACGCCUCCCGACUGUUGGGUCUGUGGGAGGCCAAACGAAUACUCGAAGGCGAGGAAGAGGAGGAGGUGGAAGAAGGCGGGGAGGAGGUGCUCUACUACCACAUCAACGGUGGUCGAUUCAAGGCGGCCUCACUGGAUCGAUUGCUGGACAUGAUCACCUCCGGCGACGAUUUGGACCUGAACGAGCAGAAGGCCUUCCUGGCCACCUACCCAUCGUUCACGACCUCCGAAGUGCUACUCGCCAAGAUCAUCGGAUUGUACAAUAGAGUCGCCCGAAGAGCGGAGCGACACGAAGAAGAGCGAAGCAAGGGCAAGAGCGGGGACGAGGAGGCCCCCGAAGCCGCCCGCCGCCCAGUCACUCUGUGCCUAGGAUCCAUGUCCCUCAAGACGUCGACGAGGCAUCUGAUCCAGGAGGGUGGAGUGGACGGCGAGGGCGACUCGGAUGACAGUUCCUCGGGCGAGCAUCAGCUUCCGUCGACACCUCGCAAGCGCGGACAGACUAUCAACACACCGCGCGACAAGCCAGAGAACAGCGUUUGGCGGACAGCCAAGGCUGAGAGCGACACAUACAGCAAGGACAAGGCGGCGCUGUAUGCCAGCGGAGGAGCCCUUCCGACACGCAAAAAGCCGAGCGCGAGCGCAAUUUUCGUGGGAGAGUCGCGGGGGAUCAAGGAGCAGCCGCGAGCAAUUCUCAUUCCGCCCCCGCCUCCCCCUCCCCCACCGCCUCCCGCGGUCACGGUCGUUCACAAAACGCAACGAAUCAAGAACAUAAUCGUCAAACCAGCGAAGCAGCCGAACGAACAGCCGGAUAUCGAUGCAGACACAUUCGCAAAGCAGGCCCGCAUCUGUUCGGUGCUCAAGAAGUGGGUGGAGGCCAACUACGAGGAGCUGCCGAGGGGUGUCGUCGACCUCCUCCUCGCGUUCGUGCGCGGGCGCCUCCUGCGCCAGCGCCAACCGGCCUACGCUCCCAUGGCCCACUCGUUGGUGAUGUCGAUCACGAGACGGGCUCGCCUGUUGCGCGGAGAGGAGCUCGGACACGCCAACAUAUUUCCCCAGAUGCCGCCUGAGCCCGAAGUGCCCCGUAAUAUUUGCAGUCCGACGCUGUCGCUGUGGGACGUGCCGGCGUUGGAGAUCGCACGACAACUGACGCUGAUCGAGUUCGAGCGCUUCAAGGCCAUCCGCGCAUCGGAGCUAUUCGGCCAGGCCUGGUCCUCUGCCCGCAAUCGACACAAAGCGCCGCACGUGGUCGAGAUGAUCAUUGCGUUCAACGAUUUCUGCAUGUGGGUGUCGACCACUUUGCUGAGCUACGAGCGGAUCAAGGACCGAGUGAAGUGCAUGGAGACAUUCGCAUCGAUCGCCAAGCACCUGUACAAUCUCAAGAAUUUUAACACGCUCAUGGCCCUCCUAGCUGGGAUCAGGUCUGGCCCGGUGUACCGGCUGGCCUACACCCGAGCCGAGGUGUCACGCAAGGCCGACAAGACGCUGGAGCACCUCAACUUGCUCAUGCGCGGCGACAACGCCUACAAGACCUAUCGUGACGUGCUGAGUCAAUCGGCGCCGCCGUGCAUUCCGUACCUGGGCGUGCACCUGUCCGACCUGACGUUCAUCGAGGACGGCAACCCGGACACCAUACGCGGGCUCAUCAACUUCACCAAGCGGCGCUUCCUCUUUCGAGUCAUCUCCGAGAUCUCGCGCUACCAACAGAACGCCUACAACCUCCACCCGGUGCCUCAAAUCCAGAGCCUGUUAACCAACUUUACGAUGAAAAAAGACGACGAGCUCUACGACCUCUCCCUGCAGCGAGAGCCUCGCGACGCCGAGCGAAAGGAUAUCCUGUAA